AUGCCCCCACGCAAAUUCGAGUUCCAUUCUAAAAGCUGCAGUGGUAGUGGUGGUAUCGGAAGUGCUCUCACGCUCACAUUCCAGAAACUGAAGUUUCAAGUAUUUGCCAGCGUUCGAGAUGUCUCCAAUAUGUCAGCGCUCGAGGGCUUGUCUAAUGUAACCUACUUGGUGCUUGAUGUGACGGAUCCUCAACAGAUUCAGGACACGGUAGAGCUUGUCCGAAACAAGUGUGGAGGAUCUCUUGAUAUUCUCAUAAACAAUGCGGGGCGUAACCAUUUCUCGCCAGUGCUCGAUAUUGGUUUAGAGGAAGCGAAGAAAAUCUACGAUAUCAAUGUUUGGAGCCCUUUGAUGCUUAUCCAAAAGUUUGCGCCUCUUUUUAUUUCAGCAAAAGGAUCGAUUAUCAACGUCACUUACAUUUCGGGGUACGUGAAUGUUCCUUAUAUGGGACUCUAUGCGGCAUCAAAACGAUCUUUAGAAAUUCUCAGCGAAACGCUACGUCUUGAACUCCAACCAUUUGGCGUUCAUGUGCCAUCUAUUGUCACUGGUGCGGUCCAAACAAAUGGUCAGACCUAUUUCGAGGACUGGAAGCUUCCCCAAGAGUCUUUGUACAAGCCUAUUGAGAGUAUUAUCCACAAACGAGCUCGCGGCGGUGAUGUUGUUCUUCGGACGAACACAAUGGAGUAUGCAGAGCAAGUCGUGAAGAGUAUUGUUGGCCGAAACAGUGAUAUAGGUCUUGGUGCGGCACAAACGCUACACGGACAAAGACAUGCGGUUUGGUUCUAUAGGAAUACGAAUGACAUCUUGGAACGUGGGAGAAUAUAUUUUGGAGAUACUAAAACUUUAUAUUCAAUCACACUCGCAGGUGGACAUCUUUGUGUGAUCACUGGAGCGAGCGAUAUACAAGAGCUUUACCGAAACAGCUCGACGAUAACAUGGAAUAAUUUGAUUAAAGAUAUGUACUCAAUUGUGGGCCUGUCUCCUAGAAGCAUCUCCCAAGUAUGGAAUAAAACUCAUGAGCAGCUGGCUACCUCAGACUCAAAAAAAUCCACCCGAUCAGCACACGAGAUGACUUCUGAAUAUCAUCGUCAGCAAUUACUCACGGCGGUCAAUGCUGAGAACCUCGUCCAACGAAUAAUUCCAGGUCUUGAGAAAAGCCUUUCCUGGAACAUAUUGAGGAAACAUCCCGCUUGUAUCCGCACAUCCGGAGAGUCUAUCACGCUUUCUCUGUGGAAUUGUGCAACGAGGUUAUCAUCAAGAGCUCAACCAACGUAUAUUACGGACCCAAAAUCUUCGAGAUAA
Messenger RNA from Botrytis fragariae, 1299 nucleotides. Its product is annotated as putative nadph-dependent 1-acyldihydroxyacetone phosphate reductase protein. The record is from RefSeq and is a predicted model, not a curated record. The transcript is spliced from 5 exons. Gene Ontology annotation, cellular component: lipid droplet; endoplasmic reticulum. Bases 1 to 1299 code for a protein of 432 amino acids. Gene Ontology annotation, molecular function: acylglycerone-phosphate reductase (NADP+) activity; triacylglycerol lipase activity. Gene Ontology annotation, biological process: phosphatidic acid biosynthetic process; triglyceride catabolic process. NCBI's taxonomy places the organism in Eukaryota, Fungi, Ascomycota, Leotiomycetes, Helotiales, Sclerotiniaceae.